Molecule: messenger RNA, 1248 nt
Organism: Sparassis crispa
Lineage: Eukaryota; Fungi; Basidiomycota; Agaricomycetes; Polyporales; Sparassidaceae
Exons: 14
Coding region: 1-1248 (415 amino acids)
Source: RefSeq, a predicted model, not a curated record
AUGUCCACGCUGCUUGGCACGUUCCUCAUCUUUCACCUCUGGAAGUUCGACAGGUUCAGAUGCCUGAAGUGGAACAACGGCCCUUACUCUGGGGCUUUCAAGCGGGUCAUGACAUACACGUAUCUCUUGACUAUACCGCUAUUUAUGGCAUAUUCAAUUGGGUACACCGUGAUCAAGUACAAAAUGAGCUAUACCUUCAUUGCUGGAGAAGGGAUCGUCCCGACGCCUUACGAACUAUGGCCGGCCAAGUAUCAACGCUCCAUUUUUCCACUACAAAUGCUGUUUUCAAUAGCGUGGAGUCUUGAAAUGAUCACACACCUCGAAGAAUUAUUGUUCUGGUUGUUCCUCAUCAAUGCAAACUCAGCACAGCAGGACUGGUUCCGUAGCUUGUAUUUUAAAGCAUGGAUUGUCGGAUCUGUCAUUGCUGCUGUCUACAUGCCUCUGGUGACGAUAUUCACACGUGCUGACCCUUUGAAAAGCGAGGCGUAUACUUUCUUGGCAGGAAGUUUGGGCGACCUGUCGUUGACGUUGUGGUUCAUGCCCGUCCUCUGGACGUUCCCCAAAUUCCUGGCCCACCUGAAGAGCGAAGGAGUAGAUGCCAAUACAGUCGUGCGACUCACCGCAUUUAACGAGUUGAACAACAUUCGAGUAGUUUUCCGGGUGCUUUUCGUGGUUCCGUUGUUGGUUUUGGGUGUCGAUGGAAUUCUGACGCAUCACCACGUCAAUACGAGCGAGUUCUGGACCGAAUGUCUGUCUUUCUUGGCUGCCAUCGGUUGCACAAUCUCCUCAGGAAUCACCCUUGUGAUCUUCUUCCCUCGAUCCGUACAGAACGAGCUUCGGGCGAAGGAGGCGUCGCGUGUGAAGUCGAAAUUGCGCAGCCUCCGCUCAACACCGUUCUCCGAUCGCGACUCCUUCCCCCCCGUGUCGCCCGCCGUGCCGCAGUACACCCCGUACGCGGAGAACGUCGCCUACGAGCUAGACGACAAGCCCACAAAGGCCAUGAUGCUCGACACGCCUGUCACGCGGAAGCUCACAUUCUCCCCGAACCGCCGCCUCGACUCGGGCGUGACGGUGGAGGGUGCGGUGGCAGUGACCACGCUCACGGAACGCAACCUUGCACGACAUAAUCAGUCGGUGAACGUGCACCCGUUCGUACACAAUUUCACUUCACCCAUCGAUCUGAUGCACGGCGACAGCUACCAGGGAAUCGCGAGAUACGCGAGUCAGCGGGCAUAUGCUAAUGUGUGA